Tetrahymena thermophila SB210 is the source of this 1035-nucleotide messenger RNA. RefSeq lists its product as hypothetical. The record is from RefSeq and is a predicted model, not a curated record. NCBI's taxonomy places the organism in Eukaryota, Ciliophora, Oligohymenophorea, Hymenostomatida, Tetrahymenidae. The transcript is spliced from 6 exons.
AUGUAUAACUCUAAAUCUUCUAAACUUAACUACUAACCUAGGGAUACAGACAUUACAAAAUAUAAUUCCAAAAUAUUAUAUUAAAAUUAGGGAAGGAAAUAAGUCGAGCAAUAAAAUAACUAACAACUGGUUAACCAAAAUUAGGGAAUUAAGAUAGUCAGGACUAACUAAUCGAAAGAUACAUUUAGAACAUUAGAUCCUUAAAAAAUUGAAAAGGAACAACCAUUGUUCUAGCAUAAAAAGCAAGUUAAUGUAGACUAUCCUGCAUCUUCACAAAACAUUUUUGGGCAUUACUACAACUAAGAGAAUAAUAAUUAGUAAACAACUUUAAGGGCAAAUAGAUCUAGUACUGCUUUGAUUUCUAAUAAAAGCCCUAAUAGAUCUUAACCUUUAAAUUUAUUUGCUCCAGACACCAAUCCUCCAGUUUAUUCAACAUUGAAUGUAAACUCAACUUCUUUAAAGCCAGAACACUUCUAAAAAAGAUUGAUAAAAUAAAAUGAAUUUAAAAUGUAUGACUAUGGCUCUUCAGUUAAUCUUCCAAAUUAAUAAGUGAUUAGAGAGCCCUUACAUGAUGCUAGCUAAACUGAAAGAUAAAAAUUUAAUAAAGCUUCUACAAGAAAAUACUAACUAGAUGUCACUAGUUCAAUUGAUUGUUUACCUGGAGUUUUUUUCAAAUCUCCUUAACAAUUUAAACAGCCUCCUAAAAAAGAUGAAGCCUUUGCAAAGAGACUCUAAAUCACAAGUGUAGAAAAAGAUUUAAAAAAUGGAAAAAAGAUUGAAAAACCAAAAUAGAAUAUUAAAAAUCAAUAAUCUGGUGAAUAAGCUGAUUUUGAUACUACAUAUAGUACAAAGAGAGUUCAUGAAAAAUCAAGAGGAUAAUAAGAACAGCAAUUUGAGUUAAAAGAUAGCUAAGGACCUAUUAAAAAUCCUUCUAAUCAAUACUCAAUAAACAGAUUCAAAACAUAGGUAAGCUAAACAUCUUUUUCUAGCAGCACUAGAAUGAAUUUUUAUAAAACUAACUUUGUCUUAGGCUGA